GAAGUAUGUGGGGAGGAAGUUGAUACGCACGUGGGAGAGAAGGUUAAAGGUCACCAAUAGUUCUGCAAUCUGUGGAUUUGAAAGCAGAUUCUUGAGCAGGAGCUUCACUAAAGGGAGGAACUGCUUUCACGAAGGAGAUAAGGGGAGUAUGCUUCCGGAUUCCUCUCCAAAAGCCCACCAAAAAUAGAUAGUGAUCUACCUAAAUGUUUCGCUCUGUUUUCUUGUGUGCAUGUUUUUGGGUUCGAUGCCAUGCGUUUAUAUUUGCGCUCGUUAUACGCUCACUCGAAGGGAUCCUCUCUACUGACAAUACCGGAAUAUCCCCAAAUGACUGGUUUCACUUUUCAUUUUCCAUUCUCUUUGUGCUUUUGUGUCUGAGCCCCAACAUUUUUUACCGGACAUUCAAUCUGAAGACAAGACCCACUGUGAAUGAUGUUUUUCUGUUCCACAUUUCUGGUGGUUUUUAUGAUGAACUUUCUGCGGGACUUCCGUGUCUCCAGUUGUGAUGCAACCUGUGCAGAUAAACCAGUAUUCACUCCGUCCAGACUGGUGGUGAAGUUUGGUGACCCGACCGCCGCCAGCUGCUCUGUGUGUGAGCGUUGCAUCGACAACAUAUUUAAUUUGGAAAGCCCUGUUGGACUCACCUCGAUCAACGGAACCACGAUGUUCUGGACUAUCGAGAGGCUGACCGAGUGGCUGACAUCUCCUAUAUGCUAUUAUAAUACUGAUACUGACGUCCAGUGUUGCACCAUUCUGCCUAUUACUGUCUACCAGCCUCCAGAUAAUGUGUCCGUCAGCUUUGUGGACCACACUGGGCCGAUGUUUGAGGGUAAGCAGUACACUCUGCAGUGUACAGUGGAGGAAGUGGCUCCUGUUGAAAACCUCACGGUGACCUUCUACAGAGGUCAGACAGCACUGGGUCAACUGCAGUCCAAGAACAACAACCCGAAACCAGUGACUGAGACCUUCUCUUUAAACAUCACCCUGAGUAAAGAAGACAAUGGAGUCCAGUACUGGUGUGAAGCAAAGCUAGAACUGGGACCCUACGGACCACAGCUCCCUCCAGUGGAGACGUCACAAACCAUCACCGCCACUGUGUUCUAUAAACCUCAGCUAGAGGGCUCACUGCAUCCAGAGCCCAUCACCGUCCUGGAGGGAGAGCCUCUGCAGCUGAACUGCUCGGCCCUUGGAAACCCCGGGCCCUCGUACACCUGGACGCUCCCGUCGGGAAGCCCCUCCACCUCCAGCAGCAGUGUCCUCAUCAUCAACUCUGCAACUUUUGCGGAUGAGGGGAAGUACACCUGCUCCGUCAGCAACGACGUCGGGACCGCCACCGUGGAGCUGAACGUGGAGGUUCGAGCAGCAAACAACAAGGGAAUCCUGAUUGGCGUGGUCACCGCUGCUCUGAUCGCCAUCUUGAUCCUCCUGAUUGGAUUAUUCUAUUGCUACAAAUCCAAAUGACAGGGACAGUACAACCCGAAGGUUGUUUUUGGCAUGCGCAAAGGGCACUGUGCCGUUCCCACUGCAGAGUGAGCCCGUGGGAAGGCAUGGAAAUGUGCUUGGACCUUCGCUGCAUCCUUUCCUCCCACUCAUUUCCUGUCAUUCCUCUACUGACGCUAUCUAAUGACAUAAGAUAAGAUAAGAUAAGAUAAGAUAAUCCUUUAUUAGUCCCUCAGUGGGGAAAUUACAGGAUUACAGCAGCAUUGCUCACAGUAAUAAGUAAA
Molecule: messenger RNA, 1721 nt
Organism: Cyclopterus lumpus (lumpfish)
Lineage: Eukaryota; Metazoa; Chordata; Actinopteri; Perciformes; Cyclopteridae
Product: vascular cell adhesion protein 1-like
Exons: 5
Coding region: 427-1458 (343 amino acids)
Biological process (GO): cell-cell adhesion
Cellular component (GO): membrane
Molecular function (GO): integrin binding
Source: RefSeq, a predicted model, not a curated record